GUUACAAUUAAAUCUCAGAUCAAGUUUUUUCUGUCCCUCCUCGACGGUAGAACCUCAUUUUAACUUUUUACUUAUAAUCCAAUGGCUGAUAAAACUGAAAACAAAAGUAGUCUUUCAGAGGCUGAAGAGUUUUUGGAAUCUUUGAAUUUACCUGACUCUCAAAAUCAUGAAACAGAUGAGAGCGGUGCUGGAGGCCCUGCCGACCCUAAUGACAUCAUGUCCUUCCUUGAUGAAAUCUCUAAUUACCCAACUGAGGAAACUGCCAUUGAAAAAAAGGAGCCAGUUACUAAUAUCACACCCCAACAGGCUACAAAACCAGUGACUGCAUCAUCUUCUGAACCUAAAGAACAAAAAACAGACACAUUAACACCACAAGAACAAGAGAAUAACGAUAACGGUUGGAAGUCAUGGGGAAACAGUUUCUGGAGCCAAGCAAGUGCAGCUGUAAAGACCACCACUGAUCAAAUCAAUCGUUCUGUUGGUUCUGAUUCAGCAUCUAAACUUUUGGAGAGCCGUGUAAAAACCUUGCAGAAUCUUGUGAAUAAAGAAAAUAUUGAAAAAUUAGGUACUGGAUUAAAGAACUUGACAACAACAUUUUUGGAAACAGUUGCACCUCCAAUCUCUGAACACGAGCUGGUAGAGGUUUGGUUAGCUUACGACAUGGUUGGAUAUACAGGAUUGGAGGCGUUAGUGUACCGUGCAUUUGCACGGGUCAUGGAGCAUACAGAGACAGGACAAGUCAUUGUACGUAACCCAGACAGUGAUGAUAAAAAAUCAGUGGAUCCCUCCCAUCGUGACUUAAACAUGUGCGACUCAUUGGUCGAUGGUACAAAACUUGCAAAGGCUAAUAUUGAUCACCUUAUCAAACAACACUUUAAGCCUGCAGGCAGCGAAAAGAACGAAUCCUAUAAUCCUCAAUCUGGGGCUGUACCUGUCAUCAACUGCCCUGUCUUUAUGGCUAUUCAACCCGUUAAAAUAAUUAUGGCGCCUAUCGAUGAAGAUGACACUGAAACUCACCAACUUUCAUUUAUUAUUUUAAUGGUCGAUCCCACGCAUAAUCUUAAGUUCAAAACAUAUUCUCAGUCUUUAUCUUUAAGUUGGUUAGAUAUUCCUUACGAAGAGAAUGAGUGGGUAGAGGACAAGAUGGUUGAUAUCAUUCGCAUGGCUGUUACUUCAAUUGCUCAAGAUUAUGUUUGGACACGUAUGUCUGGCGGCCCUCAAAGUGCUAUUUCUGAGGAAAAGGUUCAAGAGGUUUAAUGAUCACAAAAUAGUGUAUUUGCACGCAUCAUCGAAUAUUUAGUGUUUAAUUGUCGUAAAAUAAAAAAGAUUCAUUUGGCGGUUUGAGUUUUUUGAGACUUUGAAAGGAAGCAAUUUAUCAUUAAA
Molecule: messenger RNA, 1383 nt
Organism: Mucor mucedo
Lineage: Eukaryota; Fungi; Mucoromycota; Mucoromycetes; Mucorales; Mucoraceae
Product: maintenance of telomere capping protein 1
Exons: 2
Coding region: 82-1257 (391 amino acids)
Source: RefSeq, a predicted model, not a curated record